This is a messenger RNA of Cinclus cinclus, 576 nucleotides long. RefSeq names its product ras homolog family member H (gene RHOH). The record is from RefSeq and is a predicted model, not a curated record. Gene Ontology annotation, biological process: small GTPase-mediated signal transduction. The transcript has a single exon. Bases 1 to 576 code for a protein of 191 amino acids. Lineage: Eukaryota; Metazoa; Chordata; Aves; Passeriformes; Cinclidae. Gene Ontology annotation, molecular function: GTP binding; GTPase activity.
AUGCUGGAUUCGGUCAAGUGUGUUCUGGUGGGAGACUCUGCUGUUGGGAAAACAUCUCUUUUGGUACGUUUCACCUCUGAGACUUUUCCAGAUGACUACAGACCCACUGUAUAUGAAAAUACUGGAGUGGAUGUCUUCAUGGAUGGUGUACAGAUUAGCUUAGGUCUUUGGGACACAUCCGGCAGUGAUGCGUUUAAAGGCAUUCGCCCCCUCUCCUACCAACAGGCAGAUGUGGUAUUAAUGUGCUACUCGGUAGCAAACCACAAUUCCUUUCUGAACCUGAGGAACAAAUGGAUCAGUGAGAUUCGCAGCCAUUUGCCCCGCAUCCCCGUUUUGGUGGUGGCCACUCAGACUGACCAGCGUGACAUGGGUCCUUACAGUUCCUCCUGCAUCAGCCCUAUAGAUGGAAAGCGGCUCGCCCAGGAUGUGCGAGCCAAAGGCUAUUUGGAGUGCUCUGCCCUCAGCAACAGGGGGGUGCAGCAGGUGUUUGAGUAUGCCGUGCGGACAGCAGUCAAUCAAGCCAAAAGACAGAACAGACGGAAGCUCUUCUCCAUUAACGAGUGCAAGAUCUUUUGA